This is a messenger RNA of Pyricularia oryzae 70-15, 2921 nucleotides long. RefSeq lists its product as uncharacterized. NCBI's taxonomy places the organism in Eukaryota, Fungi, Ascomycota, Sordariomycetes, Magnaporthales, Pyriculariaceae. The record is from RefSeq and is a predicted model, not a curated record. The transcript is spliced from 3 exons. The coding region runs from base 936 to 2429 and encodes 497 amino acids.
CGACAAGACAACCUAAAGGUCAGUCACAUCAACGGGAUAACACGAUAUUUGAUUUUGAUGCCUUUCAAGGCUGAUCCCCCGUCCUUUCAUUUCAUCUCGGGCAAUCAAACCUCUCCACACUCAAGAAAGCAAGCAAAACACCUCGGACACUUUCCCCAGAACCACUCACCGUACUCCUUUGACAGCUGAGAGUGGAAGAGCCCCCGCUACAAGGCCCACCAACUUCUUGACGGCUCCACUAGAUUUCCGUGAUUUUAUUCUAUCCCCAGCAUGGAGACGUUGUUGUUGUGAUAGCCCGCCAAACACACAAUCGUGGAAGGCGCAUAUUGGACUCUUGAUCCACAAACAAAAUAAAGCUGCAUGGGGUUUUCUCGCUUUUUGUCAUUGCAACUUUUCCCUCAUUUUCGUUCUUUUUCUUCUUCUUCCUUUUUUUUUUCUUUUACUUUGCUCCCGAAACGAGGACAUCGGAAAACAUCAUUCAUUCUCCAACGGUUAAACAUUUCAUUGACUUGAACACCAGCCACUACGAAGAAACCUCGCGCGAGAAGCAGAUAAACUUGGAAGGCACUCAGUUUCGCCAAAUAAAAUUCUGUUCACCAUCUUCAAAGAGAACCUCCCACUUGGACGGUUGACAGCGCAGACGGCACCAUUGAGAUUGCUACCACCCUGUUUGGUACCCAACAGGCAGAAAACGACCUGAGUCAGUGGUUUCCAGCCGCAACUUCUAGCUGAACCAAGAUACCACCACGACAACCCCAAGAUACUACGCACACCCGGCCGUGGUAGCUCCUUUGACAAACCUACCAACCUUCUUGCGGCGGCUUGGGCAUUCAAGCUGCCUCAGUAUCCAUUUUGCGCUUAGCCAUCGAUAUUUCUCGAGGGGAGAGAUUUUGAGGACAGCAUCAACAGCGUGCAGUUUGGCAGCAAGUUCCAUCAUGUCGAGCUUCAUCCCCUCGUCGUUUCGGCCGUCGCCAGGCUCGGGCACACUUCGCCACGGAAGAUUCGAUCGCUACCAUAUGGACGACAAGGGCAAAUCAGCCAGAUCAUCGCCGCAUCGUAACGGUCACUACCAAGAUCACGAAGAUGAUGACGAGCAGUUUGUCAUGUCUGCUGCAGGCACACCAAUCAAAGAGGAAACGCCCAAGCUAAACGCCUGUCGACAAAGUAAUCUGGCUAGCUCGUGGGCAAGCUUCGAAUCUAAAGAUUCUGGAGACUCGAAGACAAAUUCUGAUGAACUGCAGGGAACCGCCUCAGAGAUGACAAUCGGAAAAUCAGACGCGGAUAUGGAACGCAGUCACCCGAUUGCUAUCGAGAUGCCGACGAAGCGGAUGGUCGGGAAGCAGCAGGCGCCAACUCCGACGGCGCCGUUAUCAGCACGGGGAGAUUUGCCAGGGGGCUACUUUCCUGAACAUGAGGAUCGGAAGCGUGUUCAUCGUACCCACCCUUUUCAUGCAGAUAUCAAGGAAGCCCGGAAGAAAUCGAUUGCCAGAGCUGGGGUGGACUGCAGCCCAGAGAUUGGAGAUAACCUACAGAGGCACGGCAAUUCAUCCAACUCCUUAUCCUCAUCGGUAACUGCCGGACUGGCUUCUCAAGCUGGCGGGUCCGGAAGCUCCGGUCUCAUCAGUGUCAUGGCGGCAAAGAGUCAUUCUUCGUCGUUCGAUACCUCUAGCUCCCCAUCGAUUUCCGCGUACAACCCUACUGGUGCCGACGACAACCUGCUGCCGAUGGGCAAAUAUUAUCCAACAAACUGGGAGGCCCGCAAGAAAGCGAAACGGGCGAAGCAAGCAUCAUCAAAGGAGCAACCACAUCAUGGAGGAGCAUCUCCCGACGGUUACUUUCCCAAGCAGCAUAGCCCUUCGAUGUCACCUAGCGUCGCAUCUCCCUCAUCAUCGGUCAUGUCAAAACCCGAGAACCCCGCAGUAACGCGGGCGAAAGCACCUCAGCUAAAAGGCCACAGCCGGUCUGACUCCGAAGCCAGGCGCCGUCUGCAGCAAUACCAGCGCGAUAUGAUCACACAGACCAGCCUAGGCGCUCACAGGGUACUCGGCACUCAGAUCCAACAGCUUGGUGCAGAUGAAGUUUUGCAGGCGCUUAAUCAGCUCCCGGCUCUUCAUAACCUGCACCUACCUCCCAGGUCUCGCGGGGAUGUCUCAUCGGGAACAUCACAGCUGCCCGCCAGCGCACUUGCGGGGAGCUAUCUUACGGCUGUUCAGUAUAAUAUCAUGUCCAAGCCGGCCUCGCCUCGCUUACAACCUCUUGGAAGCCCUGGUGGUCCCGUGACACCCAUGGAUCUUAGUUCAGCCUCCGAUGAUAAGAGCUUGGGGGCGACAGGAAGACCAAGGAUGCCGGCCACCAUCAACACAGCACCAGCUCGCGAUCGACGACAUAUAAGUCAAGGAUCCUUUCCUUUUGGACAAGUGGAUUCAUAAACCCAACUAUUUUGAUAUCGACACACGGUUGGAGAAGGCACAUGAAGCAAUGCAUGCAUAUUGGUCAUAGAGGAGUUCUUUCGUUUUCCUGCACAUAUUUCAGUCAGUCUUGGUCUUUGAGAAUGGACACAGCCCCUUGUAUCUUGAUACCCCACUUGAAUUUACCAUGGUACUCCUUUGUAGAGUUUAUUUGCACUAUGCCUUGACUUUCUUAUUUUACACUAUGAUCUUAGAUACCCUCACUCCACUCAUUUGUCUGAGUAUUUGGAUCAACACACAAGACCGAGCUCACUUGGCACAUCGGACACCCUCCCCUCAUUUCUCAACCUCAAGUGUGCAUGAUAGACAGAACAUAGGGGCCUUUGGGAGUACAUGACGUUGAAUGAAUGAGAAACAUGAUACCGGAUGAUAGACGAAGAAUACGAUAGACUAGAGAAAUGGAACCUACUCCGCUUCAGAGACCGAAAGCCACUCGAGUCGGCACAGGCAACA